Messenger RNA from Orbicella faveolata, 1962 nucleotides. Its product is annotated as arylsulfatase B-like. NCBI's taxonomy places the organism in Eukaryota, Metazoa, Cnidaria, Anthozoa, Scleractinia, Merulinidae. The record is from RefSeq and is a predicted model, not a curated record. Gene Ontology annotation, molecular function: sulfuric ester hydrolase activity.
GGAUGAUGUGAGUUUUCAUGGCUCAGACCAAAUUCCAACUCCUAAUAUUGAUGAUCUGGCAAAUAGUGGAGUUAUUCUGAACAAUUACUAUGUGCUGCCAGUUUGCUCACCUACACGCAGUGCUAUUAUGACUGGGCGAUAUCCAAUACAUACUGGUAUGCAACAUUCAGUGAUUUCUGCUGCCCUACCAUAUGGAGUUGGUCUCGAUGAGGUGUUUCUGCCUCAGUAUCUGAAAGAGCAAGGCUACCAAACACACGCUAUUGGAAAGUGGCAUCUCGGGUUUUUCAAGAGUGCCUACAUUCCAACCAGCAGAGGCUUUGAUUCGUUCUUUGGAUUUUGGAGCGGCAAAACUGACUACUGGGACCAUUCCCAAGCUGAAGACGGCUUCUGGGGGUUGGACCUUCGCAACAACACCACGCCUGUUUGGGAUGAAUGGGGUCACUACGGAACGGACCUUUUUGGCGAGCAGGCUGUGGAUAUCAUUAACGUGCAUGACACUUCCAAGCCCAUGUUUAUGUAUCUUGCUCAUCAAGCUGUGCACAACGCCAAUAGCGAUCAAUCUAUCCAGGCACCGAAAGAUGUUAUAGCAAAAUUUUCUCAUAUUGAGGAUGAACGAAGAAGGAUAUUUGCUGCCAUGGCAACAGUGUUGGAUCAAUCUGUAGGCAAGGUUGUAGACGCUCUGAAAGCUCGUAACAUGUACAACAACUCGGUGAUAAUCUUCUCUACUGAUAAUGGAGGACCUGCAGCCGGUCUUGAUGGCAACAGUGCUUGUAAUUAUCCACUGAGAGGAAUGAAAACAACACUUUGGGAAGGUGGAGUGCGCGGUGUGGCGCUAGUUCACAGUCCCUUGUUGGGCACCAAAGGUCGAGUAAGCAUGGACAUGAUGCACGCUACAGACUGGGUCCCAACGCUCUACGGGCUGGCAGGAGGGAACACUAGCAAGCUGGAAAAUCUGGAUGGUUUUGACAUGUGGCCUACCCUGGGUCGUGGAGAACAGAAUCCUCGCUCCGAAAUAUUAAUCAACAUUGAUAACAAUAACGCUGCACUUCGUUUUCAGCAGUGGAAAUUAAUAAAUACAAGUGCUAGUACUGCUCGCAGUGGUUGGUAUCCUCGUCCAGGACUUACAGACUCCAGCAGGUCUUUCAGCAACACAACUCUAAAGAAUGCAAUAGUUAAUUGCUCUGGGGAGCCCCCGGUCACGCCAGCGGAGUGCAGAGAGAAGCCAUGCCUGUUCAACAUUGAAGAUGAUCCGUGUGAGUACUACAAUGUUGCAGAGAAAUACCCGGAUGUAAUGAAAAAGUUGCUGAGCAUAUUGGAAAAGUACAAAAAGUCCAUGGUUCCACCAAGAUAUAAACCCAUAGAUGAAGCUGCUGACCCAAAUGCUCAUGGAGGAGUUUGGACACCAUGGCGUGAUUAGGAAUUGACCAAAUGAAAGCCAGAGCUGAUUUAGUUCACAUUACAAAAACAUCAGCUGAGAGUGACUAUGACUUCAGGAAGUUUCCUCAGGGCCAUAUUGGUGUUCCUAAACAAUGAAAUUGUUCUCCUUUGAAAAAUGAAUUCUUUUGUAUUUAUGGCUUUUAUGAAAAUGCUUUUUACAAGAGAUUUUUUUUUUUUUAUAAGUAAAUGUUUUUUAUAUAGCUACGAUAUUUCUUGUGCUUUAGUGUUCGCCUGAGAUUGGCACCUCAGUUUGUCUGAGAAUAGCACUGAUUCAAGAAAUGGUUAGCUUACAUUUGUACAUGUACUUAGGGUCCUUUUUUAUUGAAAAUUCUAUAUAUACACUUAGUAGUUUAAAAAUUACAAUGUGGUCACAAAACUUGAAUCUGUACUGUGUGUUAAGUUGUUGGUCUCUGUUUCUGUUUGGUUUUUGUUUUGUUCUGUUUCCCACUCUCUCUUUUUAAAUAACUAAUAAUGUAAAUAGGACCAAAUGGGGGAAAUAAAGCUUCUUGUUGCUGUUGUAGUUGA